Messenger RNA from Loa loa (African eye worm), 2434 nucleotides. RefSeq lists its product as hypothetical. The transcript is spliced from 7 exons. The record is from RefSeq and is a predicted model, not a curated record. Gene Ontology annotation, molecular function: palmitoyltransferase activity. Gene Ontology annotation, cellular component: Golgi apparatus. The coding region runs from base 257 to 1210 and encodes 317 amino acids. Gene Ontology annotation, biological process: protein palmitoylation. NCBI's taxonomy places the organism in Eukaryota, Metazoa, Nematoda, Chromadorea, Rhabditida, Onchocercidae.
GUUUCAGGAGGAGAAGCUUUCUGAAUGGUUGCUUAUGAAGUAGAAAGGACCGCGUUGUCAAUACAUGUUGAAAAUUGUGAAUACAUCUUUGGAAAUACACUUUUGUGAAUACUCCUUUGUGAAUACACCGUUGUGAAUAUACCUUUGGAAGAUUUGAAGGACAAACGUUAAACAUAGCCUCUCAAUUUCGAAGAUAUCAUCGAUUGGGACGGUUCGAGAUAGAUAUUUGCAAAGAAGUAAUUUCACAGAUUGGUAUAUGUUGAAAUUUAAUUUGUGGUCACGCCGCAUUGUUGCGGGGAUAUCGGCGUUACCUUCCUUAAUCAGUUUACAUUAUAUCCGAUUUCUAAAUGCUUUUAUUCGGACAGGUUUAGGAACAGGUUUAUACUGUCUUGUUCAUUUCUUAUUGAUAGUAAUUGUUGGAUGCGAAUAUCUGAUCCUAUUCCCAUAUGAGCAACAAGUACGGCCAUCAUUUCGCAUUCCUCUAUACUAUGCUUUCGGAGCAUAUCUAAUUGUUUGCAUCCUCUUUCAUUAUCAGAAAGCGUGCUCAGUGGAUCCUGGACGACCAGAAUUUUCUGAUGCGGAACCACUGUGCAUCUCUUGUGGAUACCACAAACCGGAAGGGACACAUCAUUGUUCGCUUUGUGGUCGUUGUGUGUUAUAUAUGGACCAUCAUUGUGUAUGGAUCAAUCAGUGUGUAGGCCUCAAUAAUCAUCGCUAUUUCUUACAAUUCGUUAUCUAUGUAUGGUUUUCCCAGUGCUUCAUACUCACUGCCAACUAUGCUGCAUUUUGGGAACACUUCUAUUCCGUUAAUCGCAUGUCAGUGGUACCAUAUUGUGCUCAGCAUUUAUCAUUGGCACCGUGGCGUGGGUGGCUUUGUUCACUGGUACCAAAUCUCCUAACCAGUUAUAUUUGUUUCGUUUAUGGACUCGCAGCGCUUUUAUUCAUCAUUCUUGGAAUGUUCGCAGCAUGGAACAUGUAUUUAAUCUCAAUUGGCGAAACAUUCGUCGACUACUUGCAACAUCGUGAUUACCGACGGAGACAGCAGAGAUGGCGUUCACCAAACGAUCUCGGAUUCGUGGAGAACUGGCGUUGUUUCUUGGGACUGAAACAAGAUCGCAGUUUCAUACGGCACAUUCUGUUGCCCUCCUCUCAUUAUCCCAUUGAUAGGCGUCUCAUAUGUAAAAGUGAUGUUCUCCCUUUCGUUGUAUGAUUGAAUCAAUUCGUCAAGGCUAAUGGCAGAUGUAUGAUCCAGAACAGAUACGCGUGGACGUUCAAACAGUUCACCACGUCGUAUUUUGAGUAGUGUUUCCUCUCUCGUUGUGCUGCUCAUUGUACUUUCCCGUAUGCCGAAUGGUAGGUUUUGUUUGCUUCGACUAGGCACCGAGAGGCGCUCCUCGCUUGCUUGACGUGCAUUAAAACGUGGUUCGAUUGUCAGAACUGUUGGUUCAAUUCGUUCCAGGUUCAGCUGCCGUAUCGAGUGCGAGUUUUGACUCGGAGUAUUUUGUUCUUUUGCUUGUCUGUAAUUAUUUUACGGUUAUGACCUCUGAUUUGGUUUCUUUUUUUUUUUUAAAUUAGAUUUGGCUUUUAUUCAUGCAAGUUGCUACCAAAUAGCCUGUUCUCGGUUUUGCUUAUUUCCAUUCUUGUCCUGCUAUAUGCUUAUUUUCGAUAUGAAUUAUUCAUUUUGAAUUUGGUAACAUGAAAACAUGAUCUAAUUGUUCACAGCGGAAAAGGAAAUAUUCUUUCAUUUUCUGACAGCUAACCUCGAUGAAUCUCUAUAUUGUACUACACUGGAAGCAUUUUCAGUCACUGUAGGCACUCUUGCAUCGUUCCUAGCGCCAUUAUUGUUUAUAGCAACACUAUUAGUUUUCUGGAUUUCGGAGCUUCCGAUAUGUAGUACUGUAGCGGAUGUUGCAGCCCGCUGCACAUCGAUUCCCGUAACCAGACGCUGGUUUGCAUCGGAACUGCCAAUGCGCGAUAACGCGCGUUGCUUUUUGCAUUUCCGGUAACAUACGAAAAGUAGGAUAAGCGUGAGCAGAACGAGUAGGAUUAUAAACAACCAGAUAUUGAAACUGAUGGGAGACUUCGCAAGACCAUUACGCAUCAUUUCUUUUUGUGGAAGGUACGGUAUCGUGGUGCCAUCUGAAAGUAUUUCCUUUGGAUCAGUUCCUUGUUGUAUCGGUGACUGUUGAACAUUGCUAAGCGUCAAACGUUACCUUGGCGACGCUUGCAUAUAUAUUCAUGGCGAUUUCUGCAGUCAUCCACAGCUAAGAUUUCUCCCUUCCUGUUGCGCCAGUCUAUAUAAGCGCACUCUUGUCCCGAACGACUCCCGAUGAGUUUCGGUAAACUGAAACUAUUAGAUAAAUUGGAUAAUAUUUAUUACUGACUUUCUGUAUAUUUCUAUUUUGUGACAUAAAAGCAAAGGCUUAUCAUAGUA